AUAAGGUGCUGAGCUGUGCUGGGAGAGGCUGUGGGUCAGAAGGGGACUCACUGUGAUGACAGGUGUGUGACAGCUGGGCAGGGACAGGAGGGAAUGAGAAGUGCUGAGGGAGGCCGUGAAACCUCCAGCAAAGAUGUUACGGGAGAGGACUUCAAAUUUCUCUACGUGAGCAGCACUAAAACCUCAUUUUCAGGGGCUGUGAAACCAGAGCAUCUCAGGGCCUCGAGUAGGCCCCAACAGCAGCGCAAGGUUUCUAUGGACAGCUCUUGCAAGAACAGCUGAGGAAGGGAGAAGUACUAAUGUUUCCAUGACACUGCAAAGAGGGGAGGGGGAAGUGGUUCAAAUCUGAGUGAUCAUAGCCACACAGAGGAGGUAUUUCCCCCAUGAGUGAUUGGCUGCCUGGAGGGUCACGCUGAAAACACCAUGGCUUUUUAAACAGUAGCUGCCCAGCCCAGCAGCUGCGGGAUGACACAAGGACUUGAGCUGCACCCUGUGUCACACAGUCCAGGGGACAACACUGCCAGGCACAGGCGCUGAAAUUCCCAGGAACGCAAAAAAAGGUCUGCAUCACCCACUAUGAGACCCUCAACCACACCAAUCCUCCUUCCAACCACAGCCAUCCCGGCUCCUGGGACCAACCAGAGCGGGGCUGUGGGACAACCAGAGGCAUCCUACACUGUCCUCAAGUUCAUGGAGAGCUUCUGCCUGCUGAGUGCUGCCUGUGGGAUGGUGGGGAACGGCCUGGUGCUGUGGUACCUGGGCUUCCGCAUCCGCAGGAACCACUUCACUGUCUACAUCCUGAACCUGGCGGCCGCCGACUUCGGGUACCUGCUGUGCAUCGCCGUGGAGACCGUGCAGUACCUGAUGCAGUUCAACGUGGGGGUGCAGUUUGGGAUAUUCCUCUUCCUGGAUCUCUUCAUGUACGGCACGGGCCUGUACCUGCUGACUGCCAUCAGCAUUGAGCGCUGCCUGUCCGUGCUGUCGCCCAUCUGGUGCCGGACACACCGCCCGAAGCAGCUCUCUGCCGUGGUGUCCGGCCUGCUCUGGGCGCUGUCCCUGCUCCUCAACACUCUGGGAUAUGUUCUGUGCACCGUUCGUCCCUCUCCCGGGGUCUGCCGGCACCUGCUCAUCGCCAUCGGAGCCUUGGAUUUCCUCGUCUGCACGCCCCUCAUGCUGCUCUUCAGCCUCACCCUCUUCCUGCGCGUCAAGUGCAGCUCCCAGACCUUCCAAACGGGCCGGCUCUUCAUCGUCAUCAUGCUCACCAUCCUCUUCUUCAUCAUUUUUGCUGUGCCCCUCAGUGUCCUCAUCCUCCUGGACUUCCUGGGCCACAAGUUCCUGUAUUCCCCGGAGAUUGGCUUUGUGCUGUCCUGCGUCAACAGCACCCUGAACCCCAUCAUUUACUUCCUGGUGGGAAGCUACAGGGAUCGCAAAUUCAGGCUCACCCUCAGGCAGGCAUUCCAGAGGGCCUUCCAAGACUCAGAUGACAGAGAUGAGCGGGAAACCCGAGACACAGUAACCAUGUCCUCCUAAAAUCCUGCCUGGAAUGUCCUGGCAGAACUGAAGAACUCCGAGGUACUGGGGAAGGUUCAUCUCACCUGAGCCUCAGUACCCUCUUUGUAGAUAUUUUAGGUCAUUAUUUUAAGUCCCCAUCUGUGGCACAUAAAGCACCUGGACCACAGAAUUUACCUGACCUGUAUUUAGGACACUUUAAAAGUUCCUGUUUCUUUCCAGUGGCUAUUAAAUAAUAUUCAUUUGAUAAGGAUGAAAUGUCUUGGUGUCCAAAUUUCAUCAAAGAAAUCCUGCUCAGGAUAAAUCCUUGUCAUUCAUAAACUCUUAAAUUCUCAGUGUUGCUUUUCACUCAGAUCUCUGAUAAUGAGAUUGGUACCAACAAUCUUCCUGCUGGAAGCAGACAUAAAAUUACUGGAAGGAGAAUCCAUCUGUCCCUCUUAAUUUAGAAUUCCCAUGUCUGAGCACACCCACAGCCUUUUGUGGCUCA
Messenger RNA from Prinia subflava (tawny-flanked prinia), 1996 nucleotides. Its product is annotated as proto-oncogene Mas-like. Gene Ontology annotation, biological process: G protein-coupled receptor signaling pathway. The coding region runs from base 577 to 1530 and encodes 317 amino acids. The transcript has 2 exons. Gene Ontology annotation, cellular component: membrane. The record is from RefSeq and is a predicted model, not a curated record. Gene Ontology annotation, molecular function: G protein-coupled receptor activity. NCBI's taxonomy places the organism in Eukaryota, Metazoa, Chordata, Aves, Passeriformes, Cisticolidae.